Molecule: messenger RNA, 4250 nt
Organism: Drosophila santomea
Lineage: Eukaryota; Metazoa; Arthropoda; Insecta; Diptera; Drosophilidae
Gene: Nadsyn
Product: glutamine-dependent NAD(+) synthetase
Exons: 5
Coding region: 475-2838 (787 amino acids)
Biological process (GO): NAD+ biosynthetic process
Cellular component (GO): cytoplasm
Molecular function (GO): glutaminase activity; ATP binding; NAD+ synthase (glutamine-hydrolyzing) activity
Source: RefSeq, a predicted model, not a curated record
CUUAUCCGCACCUUAUCCAAUUUCAUCAGGUGGGCCAAGAAGUGAGGAAGAAGGAAGGAAGAACGAAAGAACGAAAGAAAGAAAAUAAGGAAAGGCGGAAAGGAAGGGAGAAGAAAAGGUUGCAAACGAACAACGAUUCACAACGAUAUUUUCGUACGGGCAGGCGGUUAAAAACGCCCAACAUUCAACAAAUUCCCCAGGCUGGUCAUGUAGUACAGUGAACUACCGAUAACAGCAACAACUUAACGAACAACAACACCGAGGUGCCCUUAGACAAUCUAUUCGUACAAGAGAAACACCAAACUCAACUAACAACAAAUUGAAAUUAAUAACUGCCGAUUUUUGAACUGACAAUAAAACUAAGCGCAACUGCAACAACAAGGAACCAAAACAUCUUAUACCAAAAAAAACCAACUAAACACGAAAUUUAAACGGAGAACAAAGGAGAGACAUCAAGAAGGAAAAACAGAGAAAAUGGGACGCAAGGUAACCGUGGCGGUGUCCACACUGAACCAAUGGGCACUGGACUUUGAGGGGAACAUGGUGAGGAUACUGCAGUCCAUCCUGGAGGCCAAGGACAUGGGCGCCAGCUAUCGCACCGGACCAGAGCUGGAGGUUUGUGGCUACAGCUGCGAGGACCACUUUCGUGAGCCGGACACAUUCCUGCACUCGUGGGAGGUGCUGCUGGAGGUGAUGAUGUCGCCCAUGUGUGAGAAUAUGCUAGUGGACGUGGGCAUGCCGGUGAUGCAUCGCAAUGUGGCCUACAAUUGUCGCGUGGCGUUCUUCAAUCGCCAGAUCCUGCUUAUCCGGCCCAAGAUGGCCAUGUGCGACGAUGGCAACUAUAGGGAGUCGCGUUGGUUCACCGCCUGGACGAAGGCCCUGCAAACGGAGGAGUAUGUGCUGCCGCGAAUGAUUGCCCAGCAUACGGGUCAGCAGACGGUGCCCUUUGGCGAUGCGGUGAUUGCCACCAGGGACACCUGCUUGGGCUACGAGAUCUGCGAGGAGCUGUGGAAUGUGCGCAGCAAGCACAUCGAGAUGUCGCUGGCCGGCGUGGAACUGAUCGUGAACAGCUCCGGCAGCUACAUGGAGCUGCGAAAGGCGCACAUCACCAGCGAUCUCAUCCGGAAUGCCAGCUUCAAGGCCGGCGGCGCGUAUCUCUUUAGUAAUCUUCGCGGUUGCGAUGGCCAGCGGGUGUACUUCAAUGGUUGCUCGGCCAUAGCGCUGAAUGGCGAGAUUCUGGCGCGGAGUCAGCAGUUUGCACUGCAGGAUGUGGAGGUCACGCUGGCCACCAUCGAUCUGGAGGAGAUUCGCGCCUAUCGCGUGAGCCUGAGGUCACGCUGCAUGGCGGCUGCAUCGGCAGCGGAUUACCCACGGAUUCACUGUGACUUUGAGAUGUCCACGCACAGUGACAUCUUCAAGACGUCGACUCCGCCACUGAAUUGGCCCAUUCUAACGCCGGAGGAGGAGAUUGCCCUGGGACCGGCCUGUUGGCUGUGGGACUAUCUGCGAAGAUCCGGUCAGGGUGGAUUUUUUCUACCCCUAAGCGGUGGUGUUGAUUCCAGUAGCUCGGCCACCAUAGUGCACUCCAUGUGCCGGCAGAUCGUGCAGGCUGUCCAGCUGGGCGAUGCCCAGGUGCUCCACGAUAUCCGACAGAUUCUGGCCGACUCGGACUAUACACCGGAUAAUGCCGCCGGAUUGUGCAACCGAUUGCUGGUCACCUGCUACAUGGGCAGCGUGAAUAGCAGCAAGGAAACCCGCAGGCGUGCCGCCCAACUGGCCAACCAACUGGGCAGUUACCACAUCGAGAUCAGCAUUGACUCGGCGGUGAAUGCCCUAUUGAGCAUAUUCAAUGCCGUCACCGGUUUGACGCCCCGUUUCCGGACACAGGGCGGAUGUGCCCGUCAGAAUCUGGCACUGCAGAAUAUGCAAUCGAGGAUACGCAUGGUGCUGGCCUACAUCUUUGCCCAGUUGAUGUUGUGGGUGCGGAAUAGGCCAGGUGGCCUGCUCGUCCUGGGCUCGGCCAAUGUGGAUGAGUCCUUGCGCGGUUACCUCACCAAGUAUGACUGCUCCUCGGCGGACAUCAAUCCCAUUGGUGGCAUCUCCAAAAUGGAUCUACGCCGGUUUCUGACCUACGCGAAGGAUAAAUUCAAUCUGCCCGUGCUGGAGUCCAUCAUCGAUGCCCCGCCCACCGCCGAACUGGAGCCGCUGCAGGAGAACGGGGAGCUGCAGCAGACGGACGAGCAGGACAUGGGAAUGACCUACGCGGAGCUCUCCCAAUACGGGCGACUGCGCAAACAGUCCUUCUGCGGCCCGUACAGCAUGUUCUGCCACCUGGUGGCCACCUGGAAGGGCGAUCUCAGUCCCAAGGAGGUGGCCGAGAAGGUGAAGCACUUCUUCCGCUGCUACGCCAUCAAUCGCCACAAGAUGACCGUGCUGACGCCGUCGGUCCACGCGGAGAGCUACAGUCCCGAUGAUAAUCGCUUCGACCAUCGCCCAUUCCUGUACAGACCCAACUGGAGCUGGCAGUUCAAGGCCAUCGACGAUGAGGUGGAGAAGCUGCAACCAAUCUACACUCCAUCGUCCGCUCAGUUGCGCCCCAGCAGCGAGGACUUGCUGCUUUCCACGCAGAGAUCCUCCCACCUGGACGACUCCAAGCACUCGUCACCAUUGUCCUCGGCCUCGGCGUCCGCAUCGAUUGAUGUGGGCAUUGCCACGGCAGCGGUACCACUGCCAGGUGCAGCUGCUCCGGGCGGUCUCUCCAAGAAGCCCAGUGGCUAUUCCAAGGUGCACGUCAAUGUGCUGGGCAAGAUCAAGGACCGUACCGGCAUUCCCGUCUAGGAACGGCAUACUCGCAACGCACUGGAAUUAUAUUAUACACAGUUUUUGUUUAUUGUUGUUUUAGCACGGCUUAAUGUCUUUUGCUGCCACGCUAAGAAAUGCACUUGAAAUUUGUUAGAUUUAGGCAUCGGCUAUCUUUUGCAACUAUGUGCCUUCUAUUGCUCGCAAAAAAAAAAAAAUGUUUCCUUAACUGUUUCCGUAAAAAUAUGAAUUUUGAUCUAGUUAUAUGGCCAUUAAAUAAAUUCUAUUCCAAAGAAAAACCUAUCCGUAAUUAUUAAGUGCUUAUAGUUUUAUACUAAACUUUUGUAAUUUGCAACAUCUUUACCAUCUGUCUUAAAAUGUUUCUUGUAAUCCAAAACUGUUGUUAAGACUACUAUUUUAUCUAUAUGACAUAGCACUUGGCAGUCAUUAAAUCACUAAUAAUGUAGCUUUACUAUUCGGCAGCAAAGGGCAUUAUGCUGUGCAUAUACAGAAUUGGAAUCCAUAUGUGUAGAGAUCCAUAUCCUAGGCGUAGAGAUCCUUUCUUCAGAUCCUUUUCUAGGUAGUCAGCCUUCGUAGAGUCCUUUGCAGUUUGCCUUAUCUGAAAAGUGUAUAAUCUUGUCUUAUGCUCAAGCUAAAAACUGGACAAACAGUUCGUUCGCCUGUCCAAACAAUUUGUACAACAAUCUUGUUCAAAAACAAUUUAUUUGGAUAAAUCACGCUAUCAACUGACUUUACAUAAGAACGAUAUUACCUGUUGUGUUAUUGGUUGUGUACAGUGCGGUUUAAACUGGCAUUAAACUGUUUGUUUUACCUGAUUUUUUAAGACAUCAAAUUAAUUAUAACGAUCAAAUAUUUUGACUGGUAUAGGAUUGUUUCACUACACGCCGUAUUUAAAAUUUAUAAAUUAUAUGUAACCCAAUUUGGGGAACUUAGUUUAAUGUUCAAAUGUUCCAAAAGUUGCACUUUUAAAAACGCACUGUAUGUUUAUGAAUUAAGAUGAAUUUGUUGAUUCUAAGACAUUUUCUCGACCUUAAAGCUAACCACAUUACACGAAACCAAUUAGGAACGUCAAUUAUAUAUGUUGUGGGCAAGUUAAGCCCAAAAAUCAUUCAUAAGAUAUCACAAAUAUUUGCUUAAAAUGUCCUAUUAGCAUCUAAAAUUUUGUUGAUCUACAUAUUGCACAUAAAAGAGCAAUUCAAAUUGUAUUUCCUUACUGAAUUGUGAACUUGAUUUUAGGUUUAAGACCAAUGCAGCUUGUGCUAAUUCCCCAAUCUUUGAGAACACUUCCUUGGGAGAUGGGCAUUAUUUUUUUUUUGUAGUCAAGUAAAGUAUGUAGACAUAUAGCACAUUGUGAAUUUGAACACUCGCAUCAGAUCGAUUUAAAGCCACACUGAUUAUACACUUCUGUAGAAGGAAAUAUAUACACCAGA